GACGCCCGCUCAAGCGCGGCGUUCCCAUCGAGCGGACUCGGACCUGGGUGCGCCGGGAGGCAGGAGGCCGCGCCCGCACCAGCAUGUUCCUGCGCGACAGGAACCUCCCGCGCACUGCCGCCAACGACGGGCGCCACAUCGAGGUGGCAGUCGACGGCUUCCCUGCCUACCAGGGCAGGCAGCUCGACGCCUGCAUCGUCUCCCCGCUGAGGGCCACAGGCAGGCAGAUUGCGCAGAGGCUCUGCCCCGGACUCGCGCUGAAACGGGCGAGGCGCCGCAAGCAGACGACUUGCCCUGAACCAGCGGGCUCGCGGCGGGGCUACCUGAUCGUAGCCGGAGCAGAGACGGGCGGCUGCUGGGACGAGGAAGCGCACACACAAGCGCCCCGUUACCCUGGCCCGAGCCCGGCGAGGAGCGCGCCGGCGGCGAUGCGAGGGUCGCUCGCGACCGCGCAGCUGAACAGGUGGAGCGGCAUGUUGGCGCGCGCCAUCUUCGACGCCCUUGCAGUGAACCUGCUCGAGGACUCUGUGAGAGUGCAGCAGUUCGUUGGCGUGACCAAGGUCGGCGUCUUGGCCACGGAGGCGAUACUCAAGGAGGAUGGCUUCAAGCUGUCCAAGGUGCGCAUCUGGGUGGCGGGCCCCGACUUCCCAACGAGCGUGCUCUGCGGCAUACUCCGGCUGGACAUUCCCCAGAUGCUUUUUGGUACAGUUCCAGUGAUCUUCGAGAGCAUCAUCCCGCACACCCUCGUAGGUGUCUUGCUGACAAAGGAGGGCGCCACUGAAGGAAUGUGGAGUGUAAUCGCCACUGUAGCCACAGGGCUCGCUGCUGCUUGCCAGGCAGGCACCACCCUCGCCUUCGCCUACGGCAUCAUGCAACGAGUCGAUGCGUCGGUGGAGGAGCUUCCGAAAACGCAUCGGCCAGAGCACGACGAGGUGCGGAAGCUUGUGGAGAAGAAGGCGGAAUACGUGAAGGUAUACGGCGAAGUAUCCGAUUGGGGGCAGAUGGGCACACCCGCGCGCGCGACGCUCCCGGUGACUGCGGCGCUCUUCUUGCUCUCUGGCUCCAUCAUCGCCCUCGACGCAGUGGUCGUGGAGAAGAUCGGCUUCCGGGAGUUCUACAUCACGGACAGCAUCGAGAGCCGCCACGACCUUGGCGGCCCGGACGGGAACUUGCUCAGCGUGGUCCUCGCGCCGUGGGGCUGGCGCGCACUCGGCCUCGCGGCUGCUGCGCUCGCGCUGCACCUCGGGUUCGGGCAAUGGCUGGCGGCCUCGGCGCGAGCUGCACUGAGCGGGCCCGGCCACAGUGAGCCGCCCGAGCCCAGCCACAGUGAGCCGUCGGGCA
Messenger RNA from Prorocentrum cordatum, 1341 nucleotides. The record is from the annotation of a GenBank genome assembly. Lineage: Eukaryota; Dinophyceae; Prorocentrales; Prorocentraceae.